UCAAGAUAUCACAGUUUUAAUUGCCACGUGUCAUUCUUGAUGGAUCGUAAAUUGACAGUUGGCUUCUAAAUGCAUUGCCACGUGUCCGACAAAAACCUUGGACACAAGAAAUGUCAUGGAGUUCAGAGUUUAGACUCAGAGAGAGUGAAGUGAAGAAGCUGAAAAGAAAAGACGAAGAAGAAGACAAAGAGGGUAUUGUGAAUGUUGUUAAUGCUAAAAAUAGGUGGCAGGAUUCUUAUUGUGGACGGUCUCAACAGAAAACCGCUAACUUUUGUGUUUCUUUUUUGUUUUUAGAAAUUCUGAUAACGCACGAAUAGCUGUUUUUUUAUUUUUUUAAAUAAAAAUAUAUAAUUUUUAAUUUGCUGUCCUUACUUUGUUUGAAUUCUCUAUUGGAGGCAUUAUUUUUGGGUUUAGCAAUUUCGGGAGGGGUUUUCCGAAGUUUUAUGGAAUUGGAAGCUUUAACUUCUCACCCAAUCAGAAGUGACGUCGUUUUUUAUCCUCCUUCUCCAACGUUUACGGUCAUUGACCCUUUUCUGCCGCCGCCGCCGCCACCACGACCACCACCCUCCGGGGGGCUGCUUGCAUUCCCUCUGAACCCAUCUCUGUUCUUCACAAUGGAUAACCAAAGGUCUAUGUCUCUGCUUCAGUUCAUUGCUGAUGAAGGACUUGUUCCCUCGCCAGAAGAGGAAGAGAAAAGGAAACAUGUUAUUCAGAAGCUCAAACAGAUAGUCUCAUCAUGGAUCAAGAAGGUUGCGUGGCAGCGUCGACUACCAAAGCACCAGAUUGCUGUUACUUCUGCCACCAUAUUGACAUUUGGAUCUUAUGGCCUUGGAGUUCACAGCUCCGAGUCUGACAUUGAUGCUUUGUGCAUUGCUCCUUUCUUUGCCUCCAUUGCAGACGAUUUUUUUGUUGUGAUGCUCAACAUGCUCGAAAAGAGACCUGAAGUAUCAGAGAUUCACUGUGUAAAGAGUGCAAAAGUUCCUCUAAUGCGAUUUAAAUUUGAUGGGAUUUCCGUUGAUCUUCCAUUCGCUAGACUUAAAGUACUAUACGUUCCUCAGAAUGUUGACAUACUAAACCCAUUCUUCAUGAGGAAUAUUAACGAUGCCAGUUGGAAAAGCUUGUCUGGUGUACGUGCAAACAAACGCAUUCUUCAGCUAGUUCCAAAUGUUGAGAAUUAUCAAUCCGUGCUACGAUGUCUCAAAUUAUGGGCGAAAAGACGAGGAGUGUAUGGAACUUUACUUGGUUAUUUGGGAGGAAUUCAUUUGGCGGUUCUUGCAGCUUAUGUUUGUCAAAGACAUCCUGAUGCCACCUUAAAUGGUGUAAUUGUGAAUUUUUUUCGAACAUUUGCAUUUUGGCCCUGGCCUACACCAGUGAUGCUGCAGGAAGGAAUGUUACCAACAGCUGAAGAUGCUAUGGAAAUACGGUCCUUCAUGCCUAUUCGGCUGCCAGCUAGCCCUUAUGAGUAUGUCCAUUCAAAUGUAACUAAAAGCACAUUCUACCGGAUCAGGUCUGAGUUUUUACGGGCACAUAAUAUGACGAGGGAUCUUUUGAAGCCAGAUUUCACUUGGGAUAAUGUAUUUGAGCCUUUUCCAUACUCAAAAAGAUAUUCCCAAUUUGUCAAGAUUUACCUGUCUACUCCUGAUCAAUGUGAGCUUGGAGACUGGGUUGGUUGGGUCAAGUCACGCUUUCGUGGUCUUCUUCUCAUUCUGGAGGGGGUCCAAGGUUUUUGUGACCCUAACCCUACAGAAUAUGUUGACAAUGAGAAAACAGAACCAAAUGUGGUUUUCUACUGGGGCUUGCAACCAGGCAAGAAUAACUUUGUGGACAUAGAUUUGGUAGAGGGAGAGUUCAUGAAGAUUGUGAGCAAUGGCCGUGAAGGUUCUUCUGGGAGGAUGGAGUUGUCUACCCUGUUAGCUUCUGAGCUACCUAAGAAUGUUCAGUUUGAUGAUGGGAAUGUUAAGGGUAGAAAACAUUGCUGGAAAAUAAUUGAUUGUGAUGAGAAAAGAAGCCAAGUCUACUCACAGCAUCUUUCACAUUGCCUUGUUGGCCAUGUGGCACCUAGUGGUGAAGCUGAGUGCCUAAGUUCUGGUGGCUAGAUAUGUUUUCUAAUUUAUCUGCCAGCUUCAUGUAUGCACUAUAGCCCUGUAUUUUUUUUUUUUUUUUCUUCUUCUCCCAUUCUGUAUUCUGAUUCUAGAUUCAGUAGGAGCAUAGGUUACACAGGAUCACUUGAAUGAGUAGUCUCUACUCGUGCAAUAGGAAAAAAAGAAAAGUUUGCCUUUCAAACAAUAGUGUUAGACAAAAGGAAUGGUUAGUUGGAACUUGGAAAGUUACAUCUUGUUCUGACAAUAUUUUAAGGUAAAUGAUACUAGCUCAGCAAAGACAUACACACAAUUUUGACACGUGUGUUGGUGUCAAUGAUGUUUACUAUUGUACGCAAUUUAUAUAAUGGGAAAGCUCAGAGAAACAGAAACAAG
This is a messenger RNA of Gastrolobium bilobum, 2474 nucleotides long. Its product is annotated as nuclear poly(A) polymerase 3. NCBI's taxonomy places the organism in Eukaryota, Viridiplantae, Streptophyta, Magnoliopsida, Fabales, Fabaceae. The transcript is spliced from 10 exons. The record is from RefSeq and is a predicted model, not a curated record. Gene Ontology annotation, cellular component: nucleus. The coding region runs from base 444 to 2096 and encodes 550 amino acids. Gene Ontology annotation, molecular function: RNA binding; poly(A) RNA polymerase activity.